Paraphaeosphaeria sporulosa is the source of this 630-nucleotide messenger RNA. RefSeq lists its product as uncharacterized. The transcript has 3 exons. The record is from RefSeq and is a predicted model, not a curated record. NCBI's taxonomy places the organism in Eukaryota, Fungi, Ascomycota, Dothideomycetes, Pleosporales, Didymosphaeriaceae. Bases 1 to 630 code for a protein of 209 amino acids.
AUGUCAGGAGAGACAAUCAGCAAAUCCUACAAGAAACUCUCAGCAGAUGAGGCCGCUCUUCGUGACGAAAAGAUGAUGGAGUCUUUACGGUCUGGCGUUGGCUAUCCGAACGAAAGACCCGAUGCCAGCUUCCAGCACCAUUAUCCACAUGAAUCCACUGCUGAGCAAAGAACAGGUGGAUCCCCAAGCAAAAGUUCGCGAACUUCAGUAACUGGUACUGUAGCUCCAGGAAGUGAAUACGACAAUAGACUCAAGGAGAUCAACCUCGCCACCGCAAGCGGUGGCACCAUCACUGCUUACGAAUGGUACAACGAUCCACAAGCCCUCGAUAUGGGAUACAAGCAAAGUCACAAGGAGAACGACCUUGACUGGGAAAAGAUGGAUGCACACCGCAGAACGAUGAAUGGAAUGGCGGAAGAGCAUAGGGAUGGCGAUGCGGACGAUGAGAUGGAGAGUGAUCCGGAGGAAUAUCUAGACCGUAUAGAGAGCGGAAAGGGGACGCAGGGGGUCCGCCGAGCAAUUUACCGAUUGACGGCAUCGGUAUUGGGAGAGUGUGAUAUUUAUCAAAAGGACAUGAUAUUAGAACACUCAAUGCGUGAGAUUGAUGGGCUUGGUCUUAGUUUCAGAUAG